UCAUAACAAUCGUAUAUAUGCGUACAAUAAUAAAUUUCACCUUGUUUUCCAGGACGCCAAAUAAAUUUCAAUGUUAGAUAAAUUUGAUACAAGGUGUUUUUUAAAAGCUACAACAGAUUAAUAAAAUUUUAAUAAUUAUCACAAAAUGCAAGAUCUAUGCCCAUUGUGUUCGAAAAAUGGCCUUAAGAAUAAAAUAAAAUUAUUGCAAAUUAAUUUACAAGAGGCUGUAUGGGUAUGUGAAGAAGAAAAGUGUGUAUGGCCUUUUGGAUAUGAAGAUUUUGUAUAUUGUCCAAGAACAGUAGGAAAAGUUUGGUCUUGUUAUUGGAAUGAUUAUAAGCCAACAACACCACGAUUAAAAGAAAAUCUUAUAACAUCAAAUUCAUCAAAGCUACCAUUAUGUUUUACACCUGUAAUACCUAGCAAACAUAUACAAAAAGAAGUUAUCAAUAAUUCAGAUAUGCAUCCUUCAGAGAAUAUUAAUGCUACACAUAACAAUUCAAAUAUAAUAAACUCAAAUACUAAUUUUGAUGAUCUACAUAUUUCUGUUUUUAGAGAAUCAAGUAUGAUAUCAAACAUUAAUAUCGAAGAACAAUACAACGAUACCAAUACUUUAAAUAAUGGAACUACUGUAAGUAAUGUACAUAGCAAUAAAUUACAAUCGAUUAAUGAUAAUAUAGAAGAUAUAAAAAUUGAGAAUGAAUGGAAAAAUUUAUUAAAUGAAGAUAUUAAAGAAAAAAAUGAUAUUUCCAUAGAAAAUGUUAAAAGUAUGAAUACUGUCAAGAAGGCGCCAAAAAUAACAAGUAUUGAAAAAACAAACAUUAUUAUUUCUAAUAUGAAAAUAGGAAAUCAGAUCCCUAAUGUUAAGUUAAGAAAUGAAGAAUCUGUUCAUCAAAAAUCAAAGAAGGAAAUUUUAGGUGUUGAAUCUGUAGAUGUUACAGGAACUAAAUUGAAACCAGAAGUUGAAGAAUUACCAAAUUUAGAACCAAGUGAAAAUAAUGAAAAUAUAUUAAAACCUAAUUUAAAUAUAACUACGAUGGAAAUAGAUGGUUUACCACCUAUCACAUUAUCAUUUGAAAUUCCAGCAUGCUCUACAGCUCCUGAAACAGUAAUAGCUAAUAGACAACUAGGUAGUUAUAAAAGUAAUAAUACAAAACCAAACAGUUGCAAAGUGAAAGAUAUAGUUGUAAAACGGAAUAUAAGUAGUGGUAAAAUAUAUGAGAAAUUCAAUUUUAGUGCAAUUAAGAAAAAGCUGGAAUCAAAUAAUUCCAGCAAUAUUAUUAAUAACAAAGAUAAUUUUUCUAAUGCGAAGACACAAAUUCAAAAGAUAGAAAAUGAUUCACCAGAACCAAAAUCAAUUUCAAAUGAAAGUAAUAUUUGUGUAUCGAAUGAACUUGAUAAGUCUUAUUCUUCAGAUAUGAAGAUACAAGCUCAGCAAGUAAAAAAUGAUUCACCAGAAAUAAUUUCAAAUGUGAAUGCUACUUGCGUACAAAAUCAACUUGAUGAAUCUGUAACAUCCUUAUCAAAUCAGGAAAUUGUGGAAUCUGAUACUGUAGCAGUCAAUGCUAGUGCAAAUAUAGAUACUGUUUUGGAAGAGCUUAUAUGUAAUAAUUAUAGUAUUUCUGAAAAUAUAAAUGAUAACUGGAUAGAAUCUCUAUUAACCCAGCGUUAGAUUAAUGAUAUACUAUAAUUAAUUGUAUUUAGUUACAUUCUCUGGACAAUAUUAUACAGUUCCCUAUCUCAAUCAUUUAUAGAAAAUAAUAAUAAUAAUAUGUCAUUUUAUACUAUACAGUCCUAUUAUACAACUAGAAUUUUGUUUAUUUAUGGAAAUAAAAAAUUGUUACUGAUUGUAAUUUUAAACUGGAAUUAUAGAAUAAUUUUUACAAAUAGACUUGUAUUAAUUAUGUUCACUUGAUAAGUAUUUAGACACUUUGUAUUUUUUUGUAUGCCUCUAAUGUCUUACAAUAUAUGGCUGGCUUUGAUUUAACAAAGAUACAAAAACUAUCAUGUGCAAAUUGCAUACAAUAUUUAAAACAAGAAAUAUUUAUCAACCACAAGGAGGACUUGGUAAAUAUAAUUAUUAGGGGUUAUAUAAAGAUAAGAUUUCUUUAUAUUGUAAAAAAUAUAACAAAAAUUAACAGUACAAAACAAAUGGAGAGAAAAAUGAAAGUAAAAUAAAUCAUUUUAAAAUUUAACAAAAUGCACUGUGUUCAAUCUUCUCAGCAAUUUUAACACUCCUUAAAUAUUAUGUUGUUUCUCAAGAUUAUAGAUUUCAUUUUAAGUAAGUGUUAUAUAUAAAUAUUAUAUGCACUCAUUUUAUUUAAUUAUUUUAAUAUUUAUAUUUCUUUAAUUAUUAGUAAAAAUUAAAUUAUGUUCUGUGCAUCAAUAAUGUUCUGUAUUAAAUCUCUGUAAACUAUUCUCAAUUAAUUCUUUAUUCUGUUAUUUAAUUUAUUUAUUCUAAACUUUCAUUUAUGCUUUCAAAAAUUGAACAAUUCUGUUUAAGAAUCAAGAAAUUUGAAUUUUGUAAUUUUGCCUUGCCACCUGUUGCGUGAACAUAAUUAAAUGUUAAUAUAUAUAUAUACUUCAGCUGUAAAUAUUGUAAGAUUGAAUGAUGGGAACGGUAUGAUUAUUAGAUUUGUUAAAUUAGUUUUGCAUGCUCUAUAAUAGUACUGAAAAAUAAAUAUAUGGUUUUAUAAAGAAAAAAUUUUGAUGAUCUUGAAAGCUUGUAAAAAGAGGGACUGUGAAAAAAUCUAUUUCCAUUUUCACUGUUAUAUAUAUAUACAACAAUAAAUAAGACAAAUAUUUAGGUGAUCACAGUUAGCUAGGUCAUUCUUUAUAAUUAAUGUAGUAUGGGAAUAUUAUAUAUUUAACAGAUAUCUACUAUACAUAGGCACAUAACUUUAUUAUGCAACACAUGGUAUAUUUAAAUAUAUGCAUUAUAAGUAUUAUAAUAGUCUUUAUGACUAAUUACAUAAUACAUUUUAUAAAUAUAUGAUAUCGUUCUAUUUAAAUAAUUUGAAAAUUUUAGUAUAAAAAUAAUUGUAUUUUUAUAUAAUCCUAAAGUAAAGAAAUCACUUCUUAUCUCUUGUAAUCCACGUAAAAAAUGUUUAUUCUAGAUAACUGUACUAGAAUCAUUUUAUUAUUCUUUCGUAUCACUUAAAAAAGGAGGGAAUAUAACAUAAAUAUUGUUUUUUAAACAUAUUUCGACAUAAAUAAUAUGUACUGAUAUUUUCUAGUUGUUUUAUGUAUAUAAUGUAUGUUACAAUAUAAUACAGUUUAUGUAUAAAUUGUCACGACAAUAUAUUUAAUAAAAAUGGUCUUUUUAAUAUAGUGAGUACUGCCAUGAUGUGAUUGUUUCAAAGUAUUAUAAUUGUACAUAAUACAUUUUGAAAAUAUUUUAAGUGAAAGAAAUUGUCACAUAGUUUAUAAUCCAAUUACCUAAUGAAUAUAAUAUUUAAAUGAAUGUUUUUAAAGAGUAAUAAUAAAGUAAUUCGAAGAGUAAUUGCUAUUAAAUGUAUAGUAAGUAUUUUUCUAUUUUCACAAUUAUGAAUUGAUGAAGGAAUAAUUGCAACAGAAUUUUAAGAUGUUUACAAUGAGUGUUGAAAAGGAAACAAGUAUGUUAUACAAUAUAAUAUAUUUUUUAAAAGAUUGCAAUAAUACAAUGAUGUCAGAUUGUAUAAUAUAUGAAAUCAGAACAGAGUGAAAGUGAAAGUAAAAUAUGCAGCAAAAUUAUUGCAAAAAAUAUAUUUAUAUUGUACAAUUACAGUAAAUUGCAAAAUAAAAUGAUUGUUACCUAUGAAUAAAAAGGCGAUUGUAAAUA
Molecule: messenger RNA, 3817 nt
Organism: Bombus terrestris (buff-tailed bumblebee)
Lineage: Eukaryota; Metazoa; Arthropoda; Insecta; Hymenoptera; Apidae
Exons: 3
Coding region: 146-1669 (507 amino acids)
Source: RefSeq, a predicted model, not a curated record